This is a messenger RNA of Physella acuta, 5247 nucleotides long. RefSeq names its product tyrosine-protein kinase ABL1. Gene Ontology annotation, molecular function: protein binding; non-membrane spanning protein tyrosine kinase activity; ATP binding. Gene Ontology annotation, biological process: protein phosphorylation. NCBI's taxonomy places the organism in Eukaryota, Metazoa, Mollusca, Gastropoda, Physidae. The record is from RefSeq and is a predicted model, not a curated record.
AUGGCCACCACCGAUAGAGAGAGGAAGUGGAGGGUUUUGUGCUGAGAGUUGAACAAAGGCGUGUCAACGCCUAUUAUUUUGUGUAAUGGAGUGUUUAAUUAUUUCAGUUUAAGUAAUUGUUUUUGUUUAUUCGUAUUGGAUAUGUAGUUCGCUUUGGAUUAUUGCGAGUUUAAGGGCUCAAUUUGCGACUGAUCAUCGCAGCCUGAGCCAAACAAAAGCCCACUGGAGAGGCGAGAAAUGGGAGCACCAAAUUCGAAGGAACCAAAGCCAAGUUCCGGAAAAACAAGUAAAAAUAAAGCUACAAAGGAGUCAAGAGGUUCCCAAGGAAACAUAUUUGCUGAUCAUACAGGAAAAGCUCAGAUCCCCUAUAGACGGGAGCAAUCUUUUUUGGAAGAUAAAAGUCUCUUGGAGAUUCAGUUAAACCAAGAGUCCCUGCUCCAACACCGGCCACUGCCUGAGGCCCCGCUGGACAACCUUGGUCAGAGAUGGAUGUCCAAGGAAAACUUGCUCAACAUGGCAGCAGAGGAGGACCCCAGCUUGUUUGUUGCACUUUACGACUUCCAGGCAGGGGGAGACAACCAGCUCAGUAUAUCCAAAGGUGAGAUGGUGACCAUGAUAGCCUACAACAACAGUGGGGAGUGGUGUGAGGUCAAGAACCGGGCAGGCCAGGGAGGCUGGGUGCCCAGCAACUACAUUGGUCCAGUCAACAGCGUGGACAAGUUCUCCUGGUACCACGGGCCCAUCUCAAGGAACGCCUCCGAGUACCUACUCAGCUCCGGCAUCAACGGCAGCUUCCUGGUGCGGGAGAGUGAGAGCAGCCCGGGUCAGAGGUCAAUCUCUGUCAGAUAUGAAGGCAGGGUCUACCACUAUAGGAUCAGUGAAGACUCAGAUGGCAAGGUCUUUGUCACCCAGGAGCACAGGUUCAACACUCUGGGGGAGCUGGUCCAUCACCAUUCCAUUCACGCAGAUGGGCUAGUCACCACCCUCUUGUACCCCGCCCCCAAGAGACAGAAGCCAACCGUCUUUGGGGUCAGUCCAGAGCCAGAUAAGUGGGAGAUUGAGAGGACGGAGAUCGCCAUGAAGCAUCGGUUAGGAGGGGGCCAGUAUGGUGACGUGUACGAAGCUGUCUGGAAGAGGUACAGCAAGACAGUGGCAGUCAAGACAUUAAAGGAGGACACCAUGGCGCUCAAGGACUUCCUAGAGGAAGCUGCCAUCAUGAAGGAGAUGAAGCACCCAAACCUUGUCCAGUUGUUAGGUGUUUGUACAAGGGAGCCCCCCUUCUAUAUUGUGACAGAGUUUAUGGCACAAGGCAACUUGCUGGACUACCUGAGGAGCUCUAACAAGGAGGACAUAGGUCCCACAGUGCUCAUGUACAUGGCCACACAGAUAGCAUCAGCCAUGGCUUACCUAGAGGCUAGGAGUUUUAUCCAUAGGGACCUGGCUGCCCGCAACUGUCUGGUGGGAGAGGCCAACCUGGUCAAGGUGGCUGACUUUGGCCUGGCUCGCCUGAUGAAGGACGACACCUACACUGCCCACGCAGGAGCCAAGUUCCCCAUCAAGUGGACGGCGCCAGAAGGCUUGGCCUACAACAGGUUUUCUACCAAGUCUGAUGUCUGGGCCUUUGGUGUCUUGCUGUGGGAGCUGGCAACAUUUGGCAUGUCCCCGUACCCAGGGGUCGACCUGACCGAGGUCUACCACCUUCUUGAGAAAGGCUACAGGAUGGAGCGGCCGCCUGGCACACCCCCUGAGAUACACACACUCAUGUUAAAAUGCUGGCAGUGGGAUCCCAAAGAUCGGCCAACAUUUAAGGAUAUCCACUUCCUACUUGAAAACAUGUUUGAAAAAUCCAGUAUUAAUGAAGGUGAGAAUUUCAGCACCUCUUCCUUCGGAGGGUGGACAGAGGUGGAGAAGGAGCUAGAGAAGACUGAAAGAAAAGCCCCAAGUUUACCCUCCAAGAAGGGGCGGGCUCAAGAGUCACCUGACCUAAUUAGUGAAGGUCGCAGUAGUGCAGGUCCCACCCCACCAGCAGGCAGACGAGUGCUGCCCACAUUAGAUGAGCAGCAACCUGUCACAUUGACCAAAGUAAAUGACGUCCUUGCCAGGAAAUCAUCCAGGAAAAAAGCUGGCAAGUCAGCUCCACUUCCACCCCGCAGGACAACUUCGGUGAAAGAUGGGGGUCCAGAAUCAGGUGGUGGGGAUUUAGACUCGGAACUGAAAUCUCGUAUACGUCUUCAGAAGGUCAAACUGGAUAACGCGUCAUUGCCUGAGGUCAACGAAUCAGAUUUGAGUGAGAGCAACUCUGGCCUUGACCCUUCUCUCCACAGAGGACCUUACUAUCCCCACAGCACUUCUGUACCUUCCAUGAUGAAAGUUCAAGGUCAGGCUGGCUCGCCCACUUUCUCCCGCGAGGACAAAGCCAGUAAAACAUCUGUGGAUAACUUAAAAGCUGCCCAGAUAGACCGCUCCAAGUACCUGAUAUCUGAGGCCAAUGCCCGCACCUUUGACAAACACGCCCCAGAGCGGAGCAGCACCAGGAGCCUGGGCCCGCGCUCAGGGGACUACAACCUGGACAGCUCAGGCCAGUACCAGAAGAAAGCUUUGCUCCCCCCACACAGGUCCGCCCUGCUCCCCAGGAAGAAACUCUCUGAACAUUCCUCUGAUCUCUCCCACAGUGUUAGCGUGGAUGAGAGUGAGCUGGAGGGUCCCCCACGCCUGGGCAAGCUGGAUGUGACUAAUGUAGCUAAAACUAUCAACAGGUACGGCACCAUACCAAAAGGGGUGAGGAUUGGAGCUUAUUUAGAGUCAAUGGAGAGAGAGCAGGAGUGUCAUGGGAGGGAGUUGCCAGCACUGGAUGACCACGACUCAGGCACAGACAGCGCCAGCGUCACGUCCUGCCCUACUCUAGGGGGAGACCACAGCUUGGGGGAGAUGGCUGCGGCCACCAAUGGGAAAAAGGGGGAGGGCAUCAGUGAGGACUCUGACCCGGGCAUCAAGCAGGAGCCCAAUCUGAGACCCUCGGCUUUUGUCAAGUCUCAGUCGCAGCACGGCAUUGUGGAGAGCCCUGCCACCACUCAGACGGCUCUCAACUCCACCAACGUCAAGUCCCAGUACUCCGGCCUGCUCCAGCGACACAAGUCCGACCUGUCCUCCUCCAGCAAGCCCAGCACCCCCUCGGAGCUCUUCACCUCCUCAGACCAGAUGGCCACCUCCACUGCUUCCUCCAGCUACCACCAUCCUGCUUCCGUCCAACGCUCGGACACUGACCCCAUCUCCCGCCUGACUGACCACUCUCCCCCACAGCCAGCGCCACCACACUCAGCUCCCCACACAGCUUCCCACUUCCCAGAGCUGGCCGGGAAGCCCAAGCCCAGCCCCCGCUUCUCUCGCCAGUUUGUAGAGGAAUCCCCUCUCCUCCACCCGCGGGCUCCUCCCAACAAUAUGGUCUCAGAGAACUUAACGGAGUCGUACCGGCCACCAGGGUGGAUGGUGGGGCUCAAACGUCUGGAGGAGGGGCAGCUCAAUGGAGCCCCUAGCAACGUCAGCUCUUUUAAAAUGUAUGCCAAACCAUCAGUGAACCUGAACUCUGACCAAAAACUAUCCCAGCAAGCUGCCCGUGACCUUGACCUGAUCAGCACGGAGGUCUCUGAUGCAGGACCAGCAGGGAAGGAAGCUGUGGCCUACCGCACCACGGGAGUCAAGAUACUGCCUAAUGCCAUGAGUGUGCCGCUCUCUAUGACUGGCAGUUUUUGUCUGGAGCCAGCAGCUUCCUCCCCAGUGGAUGGGGCCAGCCCUGAGCCCAGCGAGCCAGUCAGCAUGGACUCCAUCAAGUCAGCAUCAGAGAGGCUGAAGGGCUGCAUCGAGCGGCUGGCUGAGGCCGGCAACAAGACCAGCACCAACUUCAUGCUGCUCUCUGAGGAGGUCCUGGCCUUCUACUGCCUCUGUUCCCGCUACAUCGACGCCUUGCCCCCUCACGCCAAAUUCCAAGCCCGGGAACUUCUAACUCGGAUGCAAGCCCACAGUCAGAGCCUGAAGACAUACACCAGCAGUACACCUUCAGGGGGUGGCAAGCUGCUGGAUGAUAUACAAGUCACUAACAAGGAAAUCUUGGGGGUCAUACAGAGAUAGCUUGCUUUGUGGAAUAGUUAUACCAUCUGCCUAGUUCUACCAUCUGCCUAGUUGUACCGUCUGGCAAGUUUGCCUAGUUGACCAGUGCACUACAGGCAUUUGUUGAUUUUUUAUAUUCUUCUUGAAAGCAUUGAUGUACAAACUAAAAAAACUUGACCAUAUGAGGUUAGUCAAUGAACAAGCUUGUAUUUAAUGAUGUGCAAUCCCUGGUCAAAGUUGUUGUGUUAGGGGUGUUGGUGUGCAGCUAGACCUUGACACUGUGCUGUCUUGUCCUAGUUGAAUGUCACAUGGACACUGAUGAUUUGAUUUCUAUUUGUCUGACCAAAGGGUCAAGUCUUUCUUUUACCUUGACUACAGGUUGUGCUACAGUUAACUCUCUCUGCUCCACCAUUGGACAACCCACCAUUGAUUGUUACAUGUUGGACCAGAAAGGAUUAACCCCCGUUUAUUUUUAGAUAGAUACAAACCAUUUAUUUCUAUAGAUCUUUAUUUUCUCUUUCAUGACCACACAUAUCCUGUGCUCCAGAUCUGAUGCUUUAUUAUAAGCUGAGUGCUCUGUCAUAUGAUUGCUAUCUGUUGAACUUGGUUGUACUGUAGGCUAACCCCAGGAUCUCAUUGAAGGGUUGCUAGUUGGGCCAACCCCAGCAUCUCAUUGAUGGGUUGCUAGUUGGGCCAACCCCAGCAUCUCAUUGAUGGGUUGCUAGUUGGGCCAACCCCAGCAUCUCAUUGAUGGGUUGCUAGUUGGGCCAACCCCAGCAUCUCAUUGAUAGGUUGCUAGUUGGGCCAACCCCAGCAUCUCAUUGAUGGGUUGCUAGUUGGGCCAACCACAGGGUACCCAGAGCCUGGCUUAUGUCUUUAUCUCAGCUCAUUUUGUUUGGCUUCUAUUCAGGUGGUAGUUUUUACAUUGAAUACUUUAUCAUUUAGUCUUUCAUCCUGUUUUCCUCUUCUGUUCAAUCAAAUGUUGUUGCCGUGGGGAUUUGAUGAUCAAGUGUAAGAAGGUGGGACUCAAUCAGUGAACUUACAGAUCACUCUUGCUAACACAGUAGAACAAGUAGUCCCAUCAUUAAAGUCACAACUAAAUUUGACCCACUGCUGACCACAGUGUUAGCAAUAAACCUUGGU